Molecule: messenger RNA, 5198 nt
Organism: Cherax quadricarinatus
Lineage: Eukaryota; Metazoa; Arthropoda; Malacostraca; Decapoda; Parastacidae
Biological process (GO): intracellular signal transduction; phosphatidylinositol phosphate biosynthetic process
Cellular component (GO): phosphatidylinositol 3-kinase complex
Molecular function (GO): 1-phosphatidylinositol-3-kinase regulator activity
Source: RefSeq, a predicted model, not a curated record
GCUUACACCACAACAGGCCUACCUUCAGCUACCGUGCCGUCGUGCUGUCUGCCUGCCACCACCAUGAACUAUACACUUCAUACAACGACCUGCAUACACCGUAGUGCCAACCUUGGCCGUCUCUGUCAGAGUGUUGAUGAGAAUUUAACAUGUAGCAGAGUGCAGCAACUUCCAAACUUGUGGGUGAGGUGCCGAGCAGCGGAGGUCAAGAUGGAGGGUCCAGACAGCCGGCCUCCCCAAAUAUCCCCUUCCCUUCCCCCACCAGCAAUAGCAGCAGACUCCCAUCAGCACCCACCCUCACCCCCACUCCCACUCAAACCAUCACCCACCUCCCCCAUGCAAUCCCUCCCCCACACACCUCCACGCCACUCGCCACUGCCUCACACGCCUAUCACGCCACACACGCCCCUACCCCACACGCCGCUCACCCCACACAGCCCCCUCACGCCCCUCACAUCCCAGAGCACCUUAGCAUCAGAGGCUUCUGUGGACUCGGGAGUGGCAUCUGCACAUUCACUGGAUCUCUCGCACAACAGUAGCAACAGCUUGGAGACACAUGCACUACGCAGGAGGGCUGGGAGCAGCGUGAGCAGUGGGACAAGUGAAGUGUGGCUGGGGUCUCUGGAUGGUGAUCCAGCUGGCCUGGAGGUUCUACCAGAGCUGUGGCCUCACUCUGAGAGUCCCACAUCACUCCAUCAUAGUCCACCACCCUCACACCACAGCCCCUCCUCCUCCCAUCACAGUCCUACGCCGAGUCACCAUAGUCCAACAGUCUCCUGUCAUAGUCCAAUACCCACCCACCAGAGUCCGACCUCACAGCAUCAUCAUCUCCCACCCCAGGACAUAGACAUUGGUGGUCCUGCUGUGCCCGUUAUAGGUCAAGACUCGGAGAGGCACUCCUCAUCCCCAAGAGACAACCCCAAGGAAGCUUUUUCAUCUGUGAUACCACUUCACCCUAGUGCCCUAAGUCCUCAUACCAGCCCUCUGCGGCCAGGAGUUGAGCAGUCUGGAAAGAACAGACAAAAGUGUGUAAUAACUGUGAACUCUGUCCCAAGUAAUGAUAAAUUAUAUAGUGGACGAGUUUUUACAGAAUUUUGUGCAAAUGAUGAGGCAUUUUAUGAUAAAAGAUUUUAUAUAAAAGACACUCAAGCAUUGUUAAAAGAGAAUUAUAGUUUAAAUGGUAUGUUAAGAAAAUCUAAAGAAACAGACAAUCUAUCAAGUACAGGUAACAGUGAUUUAGAAUGCAUGGCUAGAGAAGGCUGUGUUUGGAUUGACAAGUUUGCUACAUUAUUUGUAAAGCAGGUUAUAGAAGAAGCCCUUUCAGUGAGCUCCUCUAUUGGUUGGUCUAUAAAGUGCUCGGGCCAGUGUCAGCGUGAACAGUGUCGGGAAGAUUAUCAGAGAAAAGAGAGCAGUUGGUGGACUGUGGGAGGAGGCAGAGGUAAUCGUAAGUCCAGCAUCCCACUUUUGGGUUUGUCUUGUGGGAGUCCUGGUUUGUGUUGGACUCCAGAGCUACCGUACAGUCCCUCACACCGACCACACUCCCGAUCAUCUUUGGGCUCCAGCCUUUCCUUCUCCCAUGACUCGCUGGUAAGUUCUGGUCCUCGCAUGGACGACUCUCACCUCAUCACCGGCGCUGUGUCACACGAUGCCUUGCUCUUUCCUACUUCCAAAACCUCCCACAGUGAUGUGAGUGACAUAUAUAAUGUGCCACUGGAUGGAGAUAUCUAUGCAGUGCCAGUAGAUGUAGUAAAGCCUAAUAAGGAGGGGCAAAUAUUACACCCAAAAGCCAUUAUGCAUCAACCCAAAAAGAGACAUCAUAGGAGACAUGCUAAGAACACUACUAGUGCUAGUGUGUUAAGUGAUAACAGUUCAAAAAAAGUUAGUAACUCUGAUCAUAUUAGUGGCAGCAGACAAUUUAAGGAAAGUAGUGUAACCAGAAGCAGACAGCAUUCUGGUCAGUCAGUUGCUUCUGUCAGUGGUGACUUGCUGAGAGUGAGUAAACGUCACAGUGUACCCAGUAACAUUGGCUGUGCUCUCAGCAUGACUCCUAAACAUGGUGCAAGUAAGGAAAAUCAUGAACCUAUUCAUAUGACUCUGGAGGAAGUUCGAAAAUCUUUCCAUGAGUCAGAUGAUACUAUAAACUGUAAUAAGACUAAUAGGGUUCAGCAGAAUCAUAAAGUUGUUCAUGAACAGUCUAAAAUAUGCAGAAUAAUUCCUUUUACGUCGAUGAAGUCAUGUAAAAGAAAAGAUAGUUCAGAAAACCGUCUUGAGGAUAAUCGUAAGAAAGGCAGAAGUAUAUCUAGUAAUAUUCGUAAUACUCUAAUUACCAUAUUUGGCCUCAAGAAAGGAACUAAAUCCAGUGGCACAAGAUUGAAAAGUGGGAGCUGUGUGGAUGCUGCAACUCAGGGAUUUUCAGAAAUUGCAGGCAAUGGAACCACUAACCUUGUCUGCUCCCCCGCCUCAGGUCCGCAACCCAACCAUACAACCAACCAUGCAACAACCACCAUCACCAGAAACAAUCACAAUCAGCAGAACCACCACAGUAACCACCGCCACUCUAAUGGCGUUAACACCGGCUUGUUAUCAUGCCUGGGGAAUCUUAGGACAGAAACAGAGGAGCAACCCAUUACAACAACUAAUGUGCCACAGCAGAUUGCAGCUCCAUCUAGGUCUCCAGCCAUUGUAACAAACAGAGCGUUGCCUCCUCUGCCUUUGCCGUCUGCUGAAGAGGAGGAUACUACUGCCAAAACCACAGAAACUGAGGCUGGUGGAGAACGCAGAGAAGAAGAGGGCUGUGAUUUUGCUUCAAUAAUUGAAAAAGUAAAAGAUUGUGGCUGGUACUGGGGUCCAAUCAGUGGGGAAGCAGCUGAGAAAGUGUUGGCCAAUGAACCAGAUGGAUCCUUCAUAGUAAGAGACUCCUCCGAUCACCAUUAUAUCUUCUCUCUUACCUUUAAGCUUAAUGGUUUUAUUCGGCACGUCAGAAUUGAGCAUGAUCAAGGUAAUUUUAGUUUUGGUGGGUUUACGAAGUUUAAAAGUCAGACCAUUGUGGAGUUCAUAGAGAAUGCUGUGGAACAUUCUCGCAGUGGUCGCUACUUGUUCUUCUUGCAUCGUCGACCCGUGCUGGGACCCAUGAGGGUUCAGCUCCUUCACCCUGUGUCGCGGUUUAAGCACAUUCAGAGUCUUCAGCAUCUUUGUCGGUUUGUAAUUGUGAAGCAUGUUCGUCGUGAUCUGAUAAGUGAGCUCCCACUACCUCAGCGACUGAAAGAUUACCUUUGCUCUCCACAUUACUAUUCAGAAAGAGUUGAGCAAUGUAUGGCAGCAGCAGCUGCUGCUGCUUCUGAUAAUGAGGACAGUGCUUCCUCUGGAGCAGCAGGUGAAGGGAAUGAUGUUCCUAGUCAGGUGCUUCAUCCUUCGCUAGGAGAGUUAGAGAAUAACCUUCCCAGUGCACCAGUCCUCCUGCCAGGCUUUCCCGGUGUACCUCAGCCUGUGAUGGAUCGUGCCUCCCAGACCUCCCAGGCCACUUCUCCCAACCCACCAUUGUCCAGCCAGGAUCUCCCACACCUCCAACUUCUCAACAAUAUUCAUAACUCCAGUCUUCAAGAAACUACUUCAGACCAUGUGACAAACAGUGUAUUACAGACCUUACAAGAUCCAGAUCACCACAUCAGCAGUGUAGCACAGCCUUUCCCAGAGCCCAACCACCACACAAUGAUCCCCUUAGCCUGUGUUGAUAACGACUCCAUAACAGCUACUAAUCACUUCCCUACUUGUUGCUCACCUGCACAUGUGGAGCGUGAUACUUACCCUGCAUGCUCACAGGUGACCCAAACUAGCCAGGCUCAUACUGCCAGUGCCUCACCUGCCUUACAGGGUAACCUUGCCUUUGCUCACCAACAUAGUGGGCCACUCUCACUCAAUUCCUCAACGAGUGAUGUGCAGGACGAUAAGAGUUUCCCCAUUGAUAGAUCACUAACGUUCAAUGACAGUGGUCACAGUGAUGCAGGUAGAAUAAUUGCAAAUGCAACAGUCUCUAGAGAAUUUUUACUGAUAAACCCUUGCAGGGGUCUUGAUGAUCAUGUGUUUGAAGAUUUAGGAGGUGUAUGAAAUCAUUCUGUCCUGCUGAAUAGCUUCUAAUUUUGGAGUGCUGUGAAUCUAGUUUAAGGGUAGCUCUUUUAGCUGCCAUGUUCCUCUCACUUUUGUGUUUUGUAUAUUUGCUGAAUGUGAAAAGUUGUAGAACUGAAUUUAUUUACUAAUAUAUAUAUUUAUUAUUGGUCGUUAGAAUUUAUUUUGAUUUAUAUUGUUUACGUAACCAAAGACAUAUAAGAAUUUUGUCUAAAGUUAGUAAAAUUCAGGUAACUGAUGCAGAAAUGCACAUGCUGUGAAAUCUCUUGCAUAUUAUUUAUGAGAACAUGGUUGUUGACCAAGCAAAAAAUAUGAGGCCUCAUUGAAAAGUCCUGAGAGACUAAACAUGUAAUAUAUGAACACAUGGUUGCAAAAGUACAAGGCAUAAUGUGAAAAAUUGGUGAUAUCCUGGGACUCGGUGCCUUCACUGGCUAUCAUCAUAUUCUUUCUAGUGCUGCUUGUUAUGUUACAGUACUGAAGGAAAGUGCAGAUCCUGUCAUGUGUUGUACAUUUCAAAGUGAAAACCUGGCUUACAAGGAAUUUCCUUCAUAAAGGUAAGUCAGUCAACCAAGGCAUCAUCUCUACUGCUGCUUUCAGGCAUCACCAAGCAGUCAUAUAUAAAUAAAUAUUAACCAACUUGCAAAACGAAGAAAAUGUACCCUCACUAUAGGCUUGACUGCACUCUCCUGCCUAGAACACAGAGGAGAGAGAUGCUGCAGUACUCUCUGAUGGGUCGAGUCCCAAGACAUGAUGCUGCACUUGUGCAACUUACAGUAUUCAUACAACAAAAUCAGUCUCAAAGCUUAUUCAUCACACCUCAUAUUUCAGGGUUUCUUUCUAAGCUUAGGUAUUUGUCCCUUUCCAUUUUUAUUUCAAAUUUAGUUGUCACUGCCCUCUCCCACUAUCUGCAAGAUGUCCAACCAACAGCACUGUUGCAUUUGGACAGAAUACUAUUCAGUUUUAUUUGGAAAAAAUAUUAAUUUUUAAUUAUCUCUGAAAUAAUGGUAAAUGUCAUUUUCUAUAUUUUUUCCAUUUACUGUGUCACUGAUGGAAAAAUAAUUAAAUAAUUUGUCUCA